AUGAUGAGCAGCAUCUACGACACAUACGACCGUUACGAUGUUGAAUUCUUCGAUGACACCAUACUCACUUUAGUAACCGAUAUACCACACUUGGUCGAAGAAUGGAUCUCCGAAAUCGAAUACAUCCAUCGUAAUGAUCUCCACCAUCUCAUUGUGGGUCUUGAUGUAGAGUGGCGUCCAAACACAACCAAAGGCGUCCAAAACCCGGUCGCCACGCUCCAACUAUGUGUCGGACCACGAUGUCUUAUUUUCCAAAUAAUCCACUCGGCUUACAUCCCACAAUCCCUCGUAAACUUUUUUCGUAACAUGGACUACACGUUUACGGGUGUAGGGAUUUACGAGGAUAUUUCAAAGUUAUAUACUGAUUAUAAUUUGUGUGUUUGGAAAGUUGCGGAUUUGAGGGAGUUGGCUGCAGACAAGUAUGAUGCAGUUGAGCUUUAUAAAGCAGGGUUGAAGGAUUUAGCGAAAAGGGUUCUUGAGACGGAGAUAUAUAAGCCCAAGUGGAUUACGAUGAGUAGAUGGGAUGAGGAAUGGCUGUCUCCUGCACAGGUGCAGUAUGCGUGUCUUGAUGCUUUUUUGAGUUUUGAGAUUGGGAGGAUUCUGAUUAACGGGCCGGGAUGUUAA
Molecule: messenger RNA, 624 nt
Organism: Erigeron canadensis
Lineage: Eukaryota; Viridiplantae; Streptophyta; Magnoliopsida; Asterales; Asteraceae
Product: Werner Syndrome-like exonuclease
Exons: 1
Coding region: 1-624 (207 amino acids)
Biological process (GO): nucleobase-containing compound metabolic process
Cellular component (GO): nucleus; cytoplasm
Molecular function (GO): 3'-5' exonuclease activity; nucleic acid binding
Source: RefSeq, a predicted model, not a curated record